GCCUAGCAACAAUGGUUGCAAAUAUGGCGGCGCCCUUGUUGUUUGUUGCUCUCUGUGUACGCUAAUGUCGUUAAUGCAGUUCUGUUUAUUUCUUCGAAACUUUCUGUCGACUGUCGCCGAAACGAGUCCGUGACCCUCGUUUCGCGCCCUUGACUCUACAUCACAAUUGUCAGCCUUGUAUACCACUUUAUAACGGUAAAAGUCGUAAGCGUCCAGAUGGGGCUGGAACAGAGCAGUCACUCGAGUGGCGGUUCUCUGAAAGUUGGAAAGGGUCGUCACACUAAGGCGUCUUCGCCACGCCCUUCAAUUAGUUCCGACUCCGAUGUCCCGUAUGUCUCAUCAACAGUGAACAACCCGAUCGGAGAGUCCCCCAAACUUGGGAGCAAGAGCCCGGCACAUCUCUUGCGAAACUCACCGCGACCUUCACCCAAACCGCGUCCUCACUCAUAUGCGGGCACUUCAGGUCACAGCAUCGUGGUCGUCAAGGAAGGAAGCGUGGAUGUACAGACUCCAGAAAACGAUGAGGACCUCAUCAAGUUGCAGUCGAUACCGCAGUUCUGGCCCAUCCUCAAAGGCAGCCUUCACAGCCCCAUCAUAUGCGACAGCGACGUAGGUGAGAGGCUGGAUCACCGUGCCGUGAACCGGUUGGCUUCCCGUUACCAGGAGCACCUGAGGCAGUGUGCUGAAGUGGUCAGCACGGAGCAGAAUGUGCUGGCGGCGAGAAUUCGUGAGAUUGACUAUGCGGUAUCCACGCUCAGCACAAUGAUGACAGAGCGACAAAAAAAGUUUGGAAAGUAUGUGGAGCAACUGCUCAAGGUGCAUGAACUCUCGAGCCUCCUUCACACAACAGAGAGCAUGCUGUCAAAAACAAUACAGCAGUUGGAUGAACUCAAUCGGCUGCUGCCUCCAGAGGAACAGCUGGAACCAUUCAUCAUGGUUACUGGCUGAACGUUAGUGCUGUGAAACGUUUGUGAUGUUUUGGCUUUAAAAGACUUCGGCAGACUACUUUCAGCAGUGUUUUAACUGGUAAAUAAAAUCGUAUUUAAGUGCUUUCUAGUGCAAUGCACUUUAGCUGAUCGGCCUAGACACAUUAACUUGAAGUGUUUCUUUUUGAUCUGGCUGGUGAAACAUUACUACAUGGAUGACAGGCGUGUUCAUACAGAAACGAGGACAGAUAGGACAGGUGCCUUGUCCUGUCUGUCUACUCAUGCCUGUCCUUCACAUUGCAACAUUAGCUUGAACCUGCAGCUGAUCAGUAGUUAAAGUUCCUCUAUGCUUCUUUUCACAGCUGUAAGUUAAAGGAACAAUUAAAAAAAAAUUUUAUGUCAAGCUAGGUUGAAACCUUAAGCUUGUGUAUUGACGAAUUCGUCACUUACAGCGAAAAUGGAACUUUUGUAAGCAAGAAAAUGACGCACAUGUAACAGUGGCUCCACCCGUCGUGUAGUGACGGGUGGCAUGACGGGGGACAGUUGGUGUGACGUCAGGGCACCAGGCGGCUGACUCUGCCCACCAGCUGGGAGAUAUAUCCCAGGCACGAGGCAGGCUUUUCGAGGAACGCCAAAGAUGCAAGUCGAGGGAACAGUGGCUGGUUUUUAUAGAACGUCAGUGGUGGUAACUAAGAGAUUACGUCAGGGCGUCACUUUUGGCGCUGGCGAUUAAAAUUGAGGAGCAACAGCAGGAUGUUCAAUGGCAGUUUUCUGUACAACUAAGUCAUAUGUCGGCACCCAGGAAAUGAUUAUCGACUCCUCUCAAUCUGCACGAAGUGGCUGACAUUCAUAUAAUGCAUGGCUUGAAUGUUUCAAGUCGUAAUGGCUUGAUCGUAGUCUCAGGCACUUUUCAGCUGCAGUGAAAUUGUGUCAUAAGUUGAAGAUUGACUCGGAAAUAUUUAGCCCAGCUGGUGCGGUGUAUUAAGGACAUCUGUACAUGCUGCUUGCCUACCAUACAGCAGCACGAACGCUGCACAACACCAAUUGUAACACUAAUAAUAAUAUUUUGUAUUACCGUAUUAUAUUGCAUAGUAUAUUGUGUAUUGUGUUACAAUACAAUAUCAAUCAAGGGAGCUUUUUGUUAAAAUAUUUGCCUGCAUAUAAAUGUUUCUUUGCUGGCCUCUAAGCAGAGGACUGUGCCUUGCAGCCUCCUCUGUCAACCCCUAGCUGCAACAAUGGCAGCACGAGCACACUUACAUGAGUUUUACAGUAGUGCUACUUUGAGGCAGAUGUCACUGGUCAGUAGAACAACGAAAUCAGUUGGAGGAUUAUGAUAUCAAAUGUAGGCGUUGCUCUUGGUGCCCAUCUGAACUGGGUGACAAGUAAUGCUGCGAUGGGGGUUAGUUCGUGGAACAUUAUGACUAGAUGCACUGCUUCGUAGCAUAACGAAAGACAGGUCAACCACAAGAUGACGUCGACAAGGUGAUGCAUGAAUUCAGAACUGUCUUAUUUUUUGUUCGAGCAGAUAGCUUGUUCUUUACGUAAGCUCACAUGCUCUACCAGAAAAUAAUACCUGUGUCACUUUUUCUUUCUGUCAAGUUCGCUUCUCUCAAAUUUUCCUGUCUUUUGAGUUCUGUACAUAAGCCAUUCCAGUCUCUAAUGUAAAAUGAAACUGUUGUGAGUCCAUGCAUCAUCUUAUCUGUUUCACACUAUUGUUAACCUGGCCUUUGUGAUGCUAUGAAGUAGCACAUUUAGCUGUGAUGGGUGAUAUGUCAAUUCAAGCUGUUGUCUAGCUGUCGACAAUGUAGCCGGUAACUAAGCGUAACAGGUCCUCAUUGGCAUUUCGAUGCAGCUACUGCACCAUUGUCUCAUGACUGCUUGAAAUUGGCAGUGUGCUUUAGCUGUAACAAUAGACAAGCCAACAGAUGCCAUGGCAACACAGGCAUCUUGUAAAAAUGUGCACAGGAUAUUUUCAAUCUGAAGACAAUGACGUCGAAAAAAGUCUACUAGGCACUAAUAUAAUGUGUCAUUUCUUUGAAUGUUUCAUUCUAGCCCUUAAGCAACACUAUUGGGGCCUUAGUAAUCUUCGUUAUAGCAGUGAUCUAAUGUGUGCAUGUCAUUAGCUAGUUGCUAGGCCUUUAUUGUUAAUUGGUUAAAGCUUGCAUUGAUAGAUGUGCUUCGUAUGUGCUCUUCUCCGUUUCUGUAGUUCAACUUUGCAGCGCUGCGUUUUAAGCACAAGUACUUUAUUGUUCAGUUUAUUGUUUUCAUGGUUACAUUAUUAAUAUUAAGUGCUGGGCAUGGAUGCAAUGACCUGCAGGUAUUGUCAACAAAGGCUUGUGCACCUCGUGGACAUCUACCAAAGUGCAUUGGCGUGUCAUGUAGCGACCAGGCAAUAGGCUAAGCUAUUGAAACAACUUUGAGUGUAUCUACAGUAGGAUGUGGUAAUGCAUUCCCAGAUGUUGGUAAAUUUCAUGCCCGUACAAAGUCAUUGUGUUGCCUCUAUACUGUCUGUGUGCAAUUUCGGCUCUGAUGCAAGUGCAGUUGUGCAGUACAAGCCAUGUUUUAUUGAUGCCCUGUUUCCAUUGAAUUGUUAUUGGUGACAUUCCGGAUUUUUCACUUGUCUGUACUCCAUUGGCAUAGCCAUGGGGGGAACAGAAAGUUUCAGGAGGUGGGCUUUUAAAGAGCGACAUGGAUGAAAGGGAAAGCUUGAACGUGAAUGCAGGGCGGUCUGAAGGGGGAGAGGGGGGGUUGUCAUGUCACCGUACCUUGAACAUAAGUUUAUCUAGUUUCCGCACAACCGCUAUUGUGGCUAUAGUGCUAGCAGUGUUUCCUUGCCUCCUCAAGUCGCCUUUUCCCUAUCCACCCCCUUUGGUAUGGGAACUACAAAAAAGUGGCAAGGCUGUUAUUCACUCGUUUUGCAACUGCGUCAGUUCUACCCAUUCUUUGCCUUCUCUCCCUCACUCCUCUCUACCCUUCUAUCUAGCUUCCCUCUGGACUUGGCAUAGUAGAAAGGUAAGCACUGCAACUUCUGCAGUGCUUUUGCAGGGGGUCAUGGAUAAUUACAGCUGUCAAAAGGCUAAUGUGGCAAUUGAGGCCCCGGGUGCUCCAGAAGCCAUUGUGCACAUUCGACGCAGUGCAAAGGUCCAAACGAGUUUUGCGCGUCUCCUUUCAUUUCUGCCACACUCCUUUCGUGUAUACACAUGCUCUGAACCAGCCUCAACAUGGCGUGCAAGACAGCUACAGCAGCAGCAGCAGUGGGAAAGUUGAAGGAAGUGGCAAAGAAAGCUUCAUUUUAAAACAGGACAAUAAAUUAAGACCUACAGAACGCUGAUUUGCUCACAGCAAAAUAUAUCAAUGACGGAGGCCAGGCUAGGUCAGGGAAGUUAAAAAACCACAACAAACAGGUGGGAGGGCAGGUAGAUGAAUGGCCUUGAAGUCCAUGCAGGAGGAAUGUUAGCAGCCACCGCACUAUUCAACAAACCGGUGAAUGUCCAAGAGCGUGACCGUGACUAACGGAAAAAUAUGUUAAGAAGGGGAGUGGAGUGAUGGAUAUGAGGAAAUUGGAACGUGCAUAAAAAGCAUCAAGAACGAAGUUGGUGGAUAAUUAUGGAUAUAGAAAGAGCAUCUCGUCACUGCCCGAUCACUCUGCACCAGACAGCCGUAGCCAGUCACCUUGCUGAGGUUCACUUGCCCCAUUUCUGCGAAGAGUGCAUCCUAACUAAACAUCGUAAAUUUUCAGAAUACACGAGUGUCAGGAGACAUGGCGCUUUAAAAUCUCUCAGAGCUACUGGCCCUUAUUUUACUGUAAACAACAGACGCCAUAAUUUUCAUAAACGCUUCUAAACAGGAAGCAGCCCUGCUUCGGACUGUCUUCCUCAUCAGUUCCCAAGUGUGACCAGAUAACAGUAUGCAUUUCUUGAUGACUGGAAUACCAUAAUCCCAAGUUACUUCCAAACAUCUCUUCAAUCAAGUCUGACAGCAGGUCACCAAAGUGAGUGAAACUUGCAUCAUAUGAUACCAUUGAAGUUCAAACGCAAAGCUUUGUUCCUGUAUUUUUAAAUCUAGAAUAACAUAGCAUGCCCACAACGCCGAAAGCACGAGUGAGGGAUAGGCAACUUGCAAAAUAGUGCCACCCCUAUCCCGUAUGUAGCCGUGGCCACACUGCUCACUAGGAGACCUGGCUGGAAAACAACGGUAAUUUCCACUGUUACCGGCUCUGCAACGACUCUGGCCAGCAAAUGAGAAGACGCAUGAUAGUGUGCUGUCCUGUUCUUUUAGCGCCCCAUUUUAAUGCUGUUAGUUUUGCCAUGUCAUGUACCAGCUAGAUCAGCGACAUAUGUGUAUAUAUAUGCAUCAAUUUGUAAAUGAAACGUUAGUUUGUUUUAAUAUCACUUUUAAAUAUAGCAUGAGGAUGAAAGCAUAAUUUGAUGUGAAGUGACUGCAAUAUGUACAUCCUCAUUAAACAAUUCUUGUCCGAUGA
Messenger RNA from Dermacentor andersoni, 5406 nucleotides. It is a transcript of the gene BORCS5, whose product is annotated as Bprotein-1 related complex subunit 5. Gene Ontology annotation, biological process: lysosome localization; positive regulation of anterograde synaptic vesicle transport; organelle transport along microtubule. NCBI's taxonomy places the organism in Eukaryota, Metazoa, Arthropoda, Arachnida, Ixodida, Ixodidae. Gene Ontology annotation, cellular component: BORC complex; synaptic vesicle membrane; cytoplasmic side of lysosomal membrane. The record is from RefSeq and is a predicted model, not a curated record.